AUGAAGCCAUUUCUCUGGUGUUUCGGCAUCAUAAUAAGCAGUCUGCUGCAAAUACCUCCUAUAGAUACAGCCAAGUUGAUUCCAAACCUGGGCUACUAUGUGGAGAUGCACCAAAUGGAUUGUGUUGGGGAUUCCAACUAUUUUGCUGAUCUAUAUUGCAAGAUCCUGACCCCUAAAAAUAGGACCAUGGAGGCAUCUGUAAAUAUUAUGCAUAAGUUGACUGCGUUUAGUGGUUCGCUUAGGGUAUCGAUUCCAAAUGCCAAAAAGGUCAUAACCCAGAUAUUCGAUAUCACCUUCGAUGUGUGCAAGGUUUUGCGUGAACGCAAGCGGAAGGUAUUGAUUGACCUUCUGGUUAACACUUUGGCCAGGAACAGCAACGCUAUGGCCUGGAGAUGUCCCUUUCCAAAGGGUAAAUUCGAGUCUAAAAACAUUUCGGUUACCGAUUUACCGCCCAUGCUAACCGAAUCGGAAUUUUUUGUAAACUUGGACUUCUUUAUACCAAAGGUGGCCCAUGCAAUGAAUAUCACUCUACACGGACAUCUUUAUGAGCUUGCAAAAGAAAAGGCCAGAAGGAAGAAGUUCUUGUAAUGAUUUUAUUGUAAAAUUUCCUUAAGUGAACAUAUUUUAA
Messenger RNA from Drosophila eugracilis, 628 nucleotides. RefSeq lists its product as uncharacterized. The transcript is spliced from 3 exons. Lineage: Eukaryota; Metazoa; Arthropoda; Insecta; Diptera; Drosophilidae. The record is from RefSeq and is a predicted model, not a curated record. Bases 1 to 588 code for a protein of 195 amino acids.